Desarmillaria tabescens is the source of this 254-nucleotide messenger RNA. RefSeq lists its product as uncharacterized. NCBI's taxonomy places the organism in Eukaryota, Fungi, Basidiomycota, Agaricomycetes, Agaricales, Physalacriaceae. The record is from RefSeq and is a predicted model, not a curated record. Bases 25 to 237 code for a protein of 70 amino acids. The transcript is spliced from 2 exons.
GCAGCCAUCUACAGCUACAACAUCAUGUCUGCUCCACAAACCGCUACCCAAUUUGCUCCCGUCGACAACGCCACUGGUGACAACCAGGUCGCCCCCGCCACCAACAAAGGGUUGGGCCGCGGUGGUGCUGGAAAGCAGAAGGAGGCUCUGAAGCUCCGCUUGGACCUCAACCUCGAGGUCGAGAUCGCUAUCCAAGCCAAGGUCAACGGCGACAUUACUCUUUCUCUCCUUGAGUGAAUGAUUUGAGUCUUCAG